This is a messenger RNA of Colletotrichum navitas, 710 nucleotides long. RefSeq lists its product as uncharacterized. The transcript is spliced from 2 exons. The coding region runs from base 210 to 578 and encodes 122 amino acids. The record is from RefSeq and is a predicted model, not a curated record. NCBI's taxonomy places the organism in Eukaryota, Fungi, Ascomycota, Sordariomycetes, Glomerellales, Glomerellaceae.
GCAUUUUAUAGUGCUUACUGGGCGCGUCUUGUUCACCAUGCUCACUCACUUACACCUUGUUCUUCAAUUCUGGCGUCUCUUCCAGUCGUGGCCGAAGCAAGCACGGCAACCUGUGACUCGCGUUUGCCUGCGACCUGCGUAGCUUACAUAGACCCUGUAAGACGCCUCAUGCAGGCAAGGGUGUUGUCUACACAUACUGGGCGCUGUCUAUGUCCACGAGGCGCCGUCGCAAACAAAUGAGAGACGCAGAUAUUGUGUGCGGUGACCCGCGCCACCAACAUUACCAACAUCCAUGGCCUUUUUUAUUGUGCGGUGUACCUACCGGCUCGGCAUUUGUCCACGACACGCGGCAGAACUCCUCCAAGGACUGGCGGCCGUUCGCAAGCUUACCCCCUCACCACCCUCUCCUUCAGGCCCUGACUCCCCAUCGACCGGUAACCCAUGGAACGCGGAAUGUCUUGCACAGUGUGCCUAGUCAUAGACGCGACAAUGUGCUUGAUGGUGACGGGUUUCGGAUCCAUGGUCGAGAGUGUCGGUGUAAGCCGCGCAAGGGAGUUACAUCAUGUAGCCUUCGAUGAGAGUGUCAGCAUCACCACUCAGAUCAACAAGAAAUACCGCCAAUCACAUAAAACCCUUAUUACACAAUCACAUACAGGCCUCUUGAGCAGACUACACCAUCUCCUCCGCCAUCACUAGACACCUACGCAAAG